AAUUGGCACUGAAAGAACAAAAUAAAUUAAUGGAAAGUUCACAAUGUGCGAAAUCAGUUAAGUUCAUUAAAAAUAUGCUAUAAAAUUUGUGAAAAGCCACUUUAUUGAUGUUUUCUUCAACUCAAAUUAACUGCUUGCAAAAAUUAAAAUUGUGAAGCACCAAAGUGCGCGCGGCUACUGCGCCCUUAACGAUCGCACAGCCGGACAAUAUAAGGCAAUAACUGAUAGCAGUUGGCCGAUAUUUUUGGCAGCAGACCAAAAAGCGCUUGACGUCGUGUCGUUGGUUGUCAUAUCGCUUGGCUUUUACACAUUUUAUUUUGAUUGCUCUUUCGACGGCAUUUCGAGUGUUGGUUUUUUCCAUUUUGUUUCAUUUUUGUUUUAAUUUCAAUUUCAUUUUUUCCAAAUAUUGACGCUCUGCUCGAUAUUGUCGCUUGCGGUGAAACGCAUUCAAAAAAUUCAACGCAACGCGAAUACACGUCCGGUCCGCGCACGGCUUGAUGACAACAAUGACAAUAAUACACUCGUAUACUAGUUGAGAAUGGUUAAACAGAAACGCUGAAGCCCUCAAUUCAUUUUGUAACCGUGCAUGAGCUUUGAAUUGUUAACAUAGUGUUGAGCGACAAAAAAUACUUAUUUGUGGACCGAAUAAUCUAAUCAGUUCCCAUUCGUCGUACCUUGCUUAAUAAAUGCGUCCGUUCCAAAGUUUUCAAAAUAUCCCGCUAUUACUUUGUCUGCUCAUAGUAUGUCAAUUUGUUCAUCGUAGUCGUGGUCAGUUCAUCGACGAUUCGGAAACCGAUCCAGAUGAUGAGGAGGACGAAAGUGUAGAAGAUGAAACGCCCGAAGAGAAAGCGACUCGCAAAAACAUACAGGAAGAUUCCAAUUUGCCUGUGGAUAAACUAAUUGCUAAAUACGGCUAUCCGGCGGAAGUGCAUCAUGUCACCACCGAAGAUGGCUAUAUACUGACCAUGCACCGCAUCCGCCGACAAGGAGCGCAGCCAUUCUUCUUACAACACGGACUCGUUGACAGUUCAGCCGGUUAUGUAAUAAUGGGUCCAAACAUCAGUUUAGCUUACCUUCUUUCGGACUAUAAGUACGAUGUAUGGCUGGGCAACGCACGUGGCAAUCGUUACUCUCGUAAUCAUACUAAGCUUGAUCCGGACGGUAAAAAAUUCUGGGAUUUCAGUUGGCAUGAGAUUGGCAUGUAUGAUCUGCCCGCAAUGAUCGAUUAUGUAUUAAAAACUACCGGUUUCAAAAAAAUUCAAUAUGCGGGUCACUCACAGGGUUGUACAGCAUUCUUUGUAAUGUGUUCUCGUCGACCAGAGUAUAAUAAAAAAGUAAUCAUGAUGCAAGCCAUGGCCCCGGCGGUGUAUGCCUCGGAAACAGAUGAGCAUCCUUAUAUCCGUGCAAUAAACUUAUAUUUUCGCAGUUUGGUUGGUAGCUCAGUUACAGAAAUGUUUAAUGGGGAGUUUCGAUUUCUCUGCCGCAUGACGGAGGAAACGGAGCGCCUAUGCAUUGAGGCCGUAUUUGGUAUAGUGGGACGAAAUUGGAACGAAUUCAAUAGGAAAAUGUUCCCGGUUAUUUUGGGUCACUAUCCCGCUGGUGUUGCCGCUAAACAAGUAAAACAUUUCAUUCAAAUAAUCAAAUCUGGACGCUUUGCACCUUACAGUUACAGUAGUAACAAAAAUUUGGCGCUCUAUAAGGAACACAUACCGCCGCGCUAUAACCUCUCCCAUGUCACGGUUCCCACAUAUGUCUACUAUUCUAUCAACGAUUUACUUUGCCAUCCCAGCGAUGUGGAGGCAAUGUAUAAGGACCUGGGUAAUCCCAAAGGUAAAUAUUUGAUACCAAUGGAGGAGUUCAAUCACAUGGAUUUCCUGUGGGCUAUGAACGUAAGAAAAUUGGUUUAUGCACGCAUGUUACGAGUGCUGGGAAAAAUAACGGAUCACAAAAAGGGAAAUAGUACGACGAUAGCAAGUAACAGUGUUCUGCAAAAGCGGAAACGGAGAAGAUGAUUUGUGACAUACCUAGUACAUAAUUUGUAUAGUAAUUUAUUAUAAAUUCUAAGUCGAAAUGAUUUGACCGAUAAAGCAGUUCUAGUAUAUGUAAUUAUUAUUUAUUAUUAAUUUAUUUAUUUAUGGAAAUCUAAUUACGUUAUUAUACUCUCGCAACCUGUUGCACAGAGUAUCAUAGUUUUGUUCACAUAACGGUUGUUUGUGUCACCAAGAAAUAUAAGAGUUAGAUAUGGGGUUAUAUAUACAUAAAUGAUCAGGAUGACGAGUAGAUUUGAAAUCCGUAUGUCUGUCCGUCCGUCUGUCCGUCUGUCCGUGCAAGCGAUAACUUGAGUAAAAAUUAAGAUAUCUUAAUGAAAGUUGGAACACAUGUUCCUUGGCAUCCUGAGGAGGUUGCUUUCGAAAAUGGGCAAAAUCGGUCCACUGCCACGCCCACAAAAUGAAGGAAACCGAAAACCUAUACAGUGUCAUAACUAAGUCAUAAAUAAAGUUAUGAAAAUGAAAUUUGGAACAUAGGAUCCCAUUAGGGAGGGGCACAUUUGGAUGUAAUUUUUUUGGGAAAGUGGGCGUGACCCCGCCCUCAAAUAAGUUUUUUGUAUAUAACUCGCAAACCAAUAAAGCUAUAUAAGCCAAACUUUCUGCAGUCGUUUUUUUUAGCCAUUUCCUUAUCUUAACUGGCGUAGAAACCGUUUACGCGGUUAUAGCCGAGUCCACAACAGUGCGCCACGCAUCUCUCCUUUUGGCGGUUUGGCGCCAAUUCCUUAUACAGUCCAAAAAUGAAAGAAAUCGGAUAAUAACCACGCCCACCUCCCAUACAAAGGUUAGGUUGAAAAUUACUAAAAGUGGGUUAACUCCCUAACGAAAAACGUCAGGAACACCAAAUUUUACAUAAGAAAUGGCAGAAGAAAGCUGCACUGAGAUUUUUUUACAAAAUGGAAAAUGGGCGUGGCGUCGCCCACUUAUGGGUCAAAAACCAUAUCUCAAGAACUAUUCGACCGAUUUCAAUGAAAUUCGGUAUAUAACACUUUCUUGACACCCUGAUGACACGGGUGGAAUAUGGGCGAAAUCGGUUCACAACUACGUCUACUUCCCAUAUAACCCAAUUUUGAAUUCCAUCUGAUUCGUUCACUUUAUAAUGUAUUCAUAAGGAACCAAUGAAGCUAGCGGAAUAAAACUUUACACAAAUACUGUAUUUGAGCUGUGACAUCACUUGUGGAAAAAUUGUCAAAAUCGGACCAUGACUUUUCAAGGCCCCUGAUAUCAAGCAUGAAGAACUCAGUGCCUAAGGUUAAUUUUUCACCGAAAAUAUAGGUAAAUCCCUCAGAUAUUUUAAUGUAAUUCAUUCCCUCUGAAUUUUUUUCUUAUAACAGUUUCUCUCUGUACCUGAAAUUGUAAAAAUCGGGUCAUAAUUUCCCCCAGAUCCUAUAUACCUAAUUAUAAGUAAUAUUAAAUUAAGUGAUCGUAUAGUCUUCGAUACAUUGUAUCUUGGUGGUGAAAACGAGUGAAAUCGGUUUAGGAAUUACCUCAGUCCCCAUAUACUAUUUAUAAUGGUUUUCGUUAUUCUAUUGAACUUUAUGCCGAAUAUAUGGGUCGAAUUGUGUUGUCUUUAUAAAAUUACAUCAAUAAAUUGCGAGAGUAUAAAAUGUUCGGUUACACCCGAACUUAGCCCUUCCUUACUUGUUUUUAGACUAUUGGUAAAUAAAAUAAAACUCCCACUCUUUGAAACUGUAGCAUUUUCGUUUAGUUU
Messenger RNA from Zeugodacus cucurbitae (melon fly), 3756 nucleotides. Its product is annotated as lipase 1. Bases 687 to 2012 code for a protein of 441 amino acids. NCBI's taxonomy places the organism in Eukaryota, Metazoa, Arthropoda, Insecta, Diptera, Tephritidae. Gene Ontology annotation, molecular function: hydrolase activity, acting on ester bonds. The transcript is spliced from 7 exons. The record is from RefSeq and is a predicted model, not a curated record. Gene Ontology annotation, biological process: lipid metabolic process.